AUGUCACAGGCCGUGGGGCAUGCGCUGUACUUCCUCUGCUCAAGGCCAGGAGGCGACGUGCGCGAGGCGGGUCGCAAGGCCUUGAUGCCCAUGUUGCCGGACACCCUCGGCACCAAGAGCUUCUUCAGGACCGUGUCGCAGCUGAAGGUUCCGGAGGGCCCCCAGAAGGGCGAGCCCUUUCUGAGCGUGAUCGGCACGGCGCGACAGGACUCCGGUACCUUGGAGGGCUUCAGAGACCUCGUCAAAGGCUUUGGCUUCGAGGGCGGACUGAUGGCCUCUGAGAUAGAGGAAGGCCAGAACUUGCUUGACGCGAGCGCACUGGGGUACGGAACCUUUGGUGCUGGUGGCUUUUUUGGAGACUCCGAGAAGGCCUGGAGCAAGGACGGUUCCAACAUCAGUAUGGCCAUCAAGGUCCUUGUGGUCCAUGUGAACGGCCAGCGCACCUCGUUCGAUCCUGUCAAGACAGGAGAUCCCAGCAAAGGUGGGGAAGGAAAGUUCGAAGCCGACGGACUCAUGGCCGCUGAGAGGUUGGAGGCCUUAAAAGCCCGGACGAAGCUCAUGCAGGAGGCGGAGGCCAAGCUGCCCGCCGAGGAGCUUCAGAAGCUCUUUGAGGAGACUGUCGCUCGCUUCCGGGCCUCGUCGUAG
Symbiodinium necroappetens is the source of this 645-nucleotide messenger RNA. The record is from the annotation of a GenBank genome assembly. Lineage: Eukaryota; Dinophyceae; Suessiales; Symbiodiniaceae.